Neurospora hispaniola is the source of this 972-nucleotide messenger RNA. RefSeq lists its product as uncharacterized. The transcript has 2 exons. Bases 1 to 972 code for a protein of 323 amino acids. Lineage: Eukaryota; Fungi; Ascomycota; Sordariomycetes; Sordariales; Sordariaceae. The record is from RefSeq and is a predicted model, not a curated record.
AUGCCUCCCAAGGUUGAUGCCUCCGAGAAGGGUCCUUUCACCGCGCGUGAGGUUGACACUCUCGUCAUGUCCUUCUUGUGCAUGCCCGAAAUGCCUGUGGUCGACUACGUCAAACUCGCCAACCACCUCGGCAUGGCCAACCACCGCAGCGCCUCCAACGCCUGGUCGGCACUCAAGAAGAAGAUCUCUGAGCUGAAGCCAGAUAUCCCUCUCCCGCCCAAGCCCACCAAGGCCAAGGGCAAAGCCGCUGCCAACGGCGCCGCUUCAAGCAAGAAGGCCAACGGAAAAGCAAAGCCCGCUGCUGAUGUCAAGGACGAGCCGGUGUCUGAGGCUGAAAGCGACAAGUCUGAACUUUCGAGCGUCAAGAGUGAGGAGAUCAAGAUCGACGCUUCUACCGAGAAGGCCGCCGACAAGAAGAAGCCUGCUGUGAGGAAGACAGUCAAGAAGGAGACCAAGAUCAAGAAGGAGGAUACCCUCAUCGGAGACGACGAGGAGGAGGAGGAGACACCCGUCAAGUCCGAGCAGAGCAGCGAUGUUGAGGAUGUUGCUGUCUCGAUUGAGCAAGAACACGAGCAACAGCCAGAGCCAGUCAUCAUCCCUAUCACCAAGAAACGCGGCCGCUCCGCCAAAUCCACUGAGAAGGAGGGUCCCGCGGCCAAGAAGCCUCGCACGACCGCCGCUGCUGCCAAGACUGCUUCACCCAAGAAGACUGCUGUUCCCCGCGGCAGAGCGGCUCAGGCUAAGGCUGCUGCUGCUGCUGCCAAGGCGGCGGAGGAGGCUGCGAGCAAGAAGAUCAAGAAGGAGCAGGAGGAUAGUGAGAUGGAAGAUGCCCCCAGUGCCGGUGAGGAGAGCGACCGUGGUGUGAAGGUCAAGACUGAGGUUCGCGAGGAUGCUGGAAAUAGCAGCGAGGUGGAAGCUGCUGAGCAGUUGGAGAGGGAGCAGGAGGAGGAUUGUGAUGAGGGGGAGAUUUGA